AUGUCGAGAUACGGCUGGUCCAUCGGCCGCGAACAGAUUUCGCCCUACAGUUCUAUGCCCAGCGGCGUCCCCGCUGUCACCGACGACGAUUUUAGCUACAUCACAUCUCAAGAUCUCGAUGGCGUCACCGAGGAGCGAUACCAUCCCAGAUCUCACUCGACUGCACCCCCACCAGCUCCAGAAGACGAUGUCCUUCUUAUCAAGAAUCGCGGCAUCACAUAUCCUGCUCACUUUCCCGCAUAUGCGAUUGGAGAUGGAAAGUUGCGGGUGAUAGACGUCAAGGACCGGGUUGGUCUGAUGAUGGAACUUCCUGAGCGAGGAACAUCACGCAUCAAGCUCCUCUAUAAAGGAAAGCAACUCAAGGACCCUAUGGCGCCAGUACGAGAUUAUGGUGUCAAGAACAACAGCGAGUUGAUGGCGGUCAUGCCCGAGAUUAAUGAUGUCAGCAGUGGCUCAGAAGAGGAGAUGGUGAUUGUCGAUGCUCCUAGAGAAGACAGGAAGACUCGCCGCCGCAAGAAGAAGCGUGACAAGAAGAAGGGUAUCACCAGUGAUGGCGACUCCUUGUCAGGCAGCCCCCGAGACAGCACUUCUACUUUUGACCACCCCAGAUCACCCCCAGCACCACCCACAUCGUCGGGCGCAACCAGCGGACCUAUGAAGGUUCUCGAUGAUCUUGCCGUGGAGUACCAAAUUAAGUGGCUGCCUUUGUGCUCCGAUUACAUUGAAUCGCCACCUUCAGACCCCAAGAAGCGAGAGGAAGAGCACCGAAGACUUUCUGAGAGCAUCAUGAUGCACAUUAUGUUGAAACUGGACGGCGUUGAGGCUGAGGGAAUGCCUGAAGUCAGAGCGCGAAGGAAGGAAUUGGUGAGACAGGUCCAAAAGACGUUGAAGGACCUCGAUGUUGCAAAGGAAUCUCCAGCCCGCGGUUAA
Molecule: messenger RNA, 930 nt
Organism: Fusarium subglutinans
Lineage: Eukaryota; Fungi; Ascomycota; Sordariomycetes; Hypocreales; Nectriaceae
Product: BAG domain protein
Exons: 1
Coding region: 1-930 (309 amino acids)
Biological process (GO): protein stabilization
Cellular component (GO): cytoplasm; cytosol; nucleus
Molecular function (GO): adenyl-nucleotide exchange factor activity; protein-folding chaperone binding
Source: RefSeq, a predicted model, not a curated record